Molecule: messenger RNA, 2373 nt
Organism: Venustampulla echinocandica
Lineage: Eukaryota; Fungi; Ascomycota; Leotiomycetes; Helotiales; Pleuroascaceae
Product: Magnesium transport protein CorA, transmembrane region
Exons: 5
Coding region: 1-2373 (790 amino acids)
Biological process (GO): metal ion transport; transmembrane transport
Cellular component (GO): membrane
Molecular function (GO): metal ion transmembrane transporter activity
Source: RefSeq, a predicted model, not a curated record
AUGGAUACUGCGGAACUCCUCAAAAAGCUUGAUGCAGAACGCGAUGCUUAUCUCGCGACUCUCCAGCAGGUGCACGAGGCUCUCGCAAAUGCCGUUGUAUCAUCUAGCGCAGCAGUCUUGCGGCCGACUGUGACAACAACAACACCACCAGUGCUAACAUUGUCGCCAUCCCCUCGCCCAAAUAGAGUAGCACUUCUUAGUGAGGGUGAUUCUAGAAGCUCGGGGUCUGGCGCCUCGCCUUUGAAAUCGACCUUCGUCUCGGGAGAGGGUGACGGUGAGGAUGCAAGUGAUGAAGAUGAAGCGCUCUAUGUGCAGGAUCUUUUGCCCACGACGUCCUUCGACGAUGAGCACUUACGGAACCACCUAAAGAGUUAUAAGUGGGAUGCAUAUUCCCGGCAAAUCUUAAGAUCUCUCUUUACAGGAACAGGCCGAUUAAAACUUCCGAAUCUAUUCCCGGCUGACCAUGAUUUGAAUGAGGCUGGCUCCCAUUACUCACUUUAUCAAGUUUUUGAUGUUGGUAAUGAUGGAACUCCCUUGUCCUUGCAUACUGGUACUUCGGCCUUUGAGGAUAUGUCGAAAGAUCAGGUUUUGUGGCAUCUUAUCAAGGACAUCAAUGUUGAGAAUACACGGCAAAGACGAGCCAUUGGUCGAAUCAUUAUCCUUCGAGAACCAUCCCCGGUUGCAUUUGGGAUUAUCCAUCUAGUCAUGAAUGAAAUAUUUGAUAUGGAUAAGAUAUUCCAACUCCUAGUUCAGCAAGAUACCACGAUGGCGUACAUGAAGCGAGCCUUCCACGAAGAUCCCAGAAAGCAAAAAUCCUUCGUCUUCUCCUUCGAAUAUUUCACCAUCAUAGGCGAAGAGUGUAGUCCCAUGUCCUGGCAACAAACUGACCGGGCCCGUAAGCGCCAUGAUGGUCAUAUCCCUAUCACCCGGUGCAGCUCAGUCGUGGCCCUUGCUCUCAUCGGCGAACCGAUUCGCAAAGUCAAGAAUAGUGCGAGAAGAGCGAAGACGCAGUAUGGAUACAUCUAUAGUCCUUGGGCUCCCUGGCACGUAUUGAAUAUUCAAUGUUAUCCCGAUUGGAAAAGCCAUACAGGAAGCCAUGACAGCACGAAACAUUAUGUUAAUGGCCCAGAGGCAUUCUUGAAUACUCUUCUUGUUGAGUAUAAAGAUGCGCAUAAGCGGAUUGAUGAAAUAUGCCAACGUAUAAGCACGCUUGUCACACCUCCAGCCGAUUUUAUGUUCAAUGGCGACUUACGAGAUAAGCUUCUCUUCGAGGACAAGGAUUUCACUUACUCACGACGCUACUUCUGGGCUUUCCAAACACUUGGCACUAUGAACCAUAGCAUCAAGGCUAUGAUUGAUGCUUAUGAGAGCACGUUCACCGACACUGUCUGGGAAGGCCGCCACCACACGCUCUGGCCGCUGAACGAUGAGGAUACCCCUCGCAAUGCAUAUUGGAAGAAGCGAUUGGCUUCAUUAAGGACAGACUACGAGUGUGAAAUCGGCAGGCUGAAAGCCCUUGUUAAAGAUAACGAAGUAUUGAGGAAGGAAAUCCGAGAACUCCGCGACAAUCUCUUCAGCGGAACGUCUGUCCUUGAGUCCCGAAAAUCAGUUGAACAGACCGAAAUCACGGUACAGCAAGGACAAAACAUCAAGCUGCUGACCCUAGUCAAUCUGUUCUUCCUACCUCUCACAUUUGUCACCUCUGUCUUUGGGAUGACCAACAUGCCCACUGAAGAACGUUUCUGGCGAUUCGGCAUUGUUAUGGCGACCGUCUGUGUGCCCUUCUUUCUUCUCAUCGGCUCAAUGAAUACGAGUCGUGGCAUGUACUUCUGGCGCAAUGAUGUCCGCCAGAUGGUCGUCCGUAUCUGGUUCUGGAUUGCACGGCGGAAGCAGCCAGCCCCAGGUCCUAAGAGCCGUGGUGAUGAUGGCACGAGCAGCGAUUGGGAUUCAGACGGGCCGCCAAAGAGAAUAGAGAAUAGAUCUAUGACUGCCGCGGAAGGUAUUCGGGAGAGAACAAGCCAGUAUACUAGAAAGAGAAAUCAUCCAGUGCUGGAUACUAUGCCUAUUCCGAGGAAAACUGCUUCGCUUAGACAGAAAACUCCAUCGAUUCAAUCCUCUGGCGGCGCUGACGCCAGAGUUGGCUCGAGGAAUGUUGACAAUGAGAUGGGGGAUACUGUCCCGAUAGAGCUGAGUUCGCCGCUGCAACCGCCGCUGCAGGCUACAGCCACUAACACGUUAAAAUUUGGGAUGAGUGAAAGUAGGGGAGAGUUAACGGAGGGGACGAAAUCCGAACCAGACCAGAGUAAGGGUUUGAAAAUUUGGCGGAAAUUUAGACAAAAUAGGAGAGAGACCAGAAGGGAAUAUCCUGUUUGA